Molecule: messenger RNA, 1458 nt
Organism: Penicillium longicatenatum
Lineage: Eukaryota; Fungi; Ascomycota; Eurotiomycetes; Eurotiales; Aspergillaceae
Exons: 1
Coding region: 1-1458 (485 amino acids)
Biological process (GO): sexual sporulation resulting in formation of a cellular spore; regulation of conidium formation; conidium formation
Source: RefSeq, a predicted model, not a curated record
AUGGAGAUCACUGAAAAAGAGCAUUCACUCUCCAAUAUUCUACCGUUGGCAGAUCUUGAGAAAGCAUGGUUCAGCCAUUCUGCGUCCUCUAGUACCACCUAUGUCCCAGACGAGAUAAACACCCCUUCACCGACUACGAAGUUAUAUUUGGACUCUCCCUUUAUUGAAAGAGUACCCUCCAGAGAGUUCAUAUUUUGGACCAUCUACCGGCAAAUUUUCUCCGUUGUCUUCCUCGCAAACUUAGCGACGUUGAUCUGCAUUCUGGUUUUUGAUAGAAGUAUCGUCCGCGUGGCCGAUGCUGCAGCGGCAAAUUUCCUAGCUUGUGGUCUUGCUCGCCAGCCUUUGGUGGUGAAUGGCUUCUUCAUUACUCUGUGUACAAUUCCCAAGUCUCUGCCUAUUUGGGUCCGACGCACUGCUGCCAACAUCUAUCAAUAUGGUGGCGUACACAGUGGAUGCGGAAUUGCCUCCCUAUUAUGGUAUCUAGCAUUGGUUGUACUGAUGACCCGCGAGUUCUGCCUUUCGCCAACUCACACUCUAACAUUUACCAUCUCAUUCAUUCUCUCCCAUACCAUCCUCGUGUUCCUCCUCGCUAUUAUUGGGGUCUCCUACCCAGCGUAUCGCGUUCGUUACCACAACACCUUCGAACUCACCCAUCGGUACUGCACUUGGGUGGUCGUGGCUCUCUUCCUCGCUCUCCUCGUUGUCUUCGCGAAAACAGCCUCCUCUCAGUCCCAAGCACAAUACCUUCUCCACUUUCCCGCAUUUUGGUGUGUCUGCAUCUCCGCUCUAGCUAUUAUUCAACCCUGGACCCGUCUGCGCAGAAUAAAAGUCCGCGCUGAGGUCCUCUCCUCUCACGCCCUGCGUCUGUAUCUCCCAGGGUCCACCCGUUUCGGAAAAGUCAUCUCGCUGUCGCGACACCCCCUACGCGACUGGCACAGCUUCGCUACAUUCCCAGACCCAGCAUCUACACAGAAUAUCGACUCCACAUUUUCCCUUAUUGUUUCACGCGCCGGUGACUGGACAUCUUCCCUUAUUGCCGACCCUCCUACAAUAUUAUAUACCCGUGGGCAGAAGACCUAUGGUUUCACCCGUGUGAUGCGCCUUUUCCACCGCAUUGUCCUCGUUGCAACAGGAAGCGGUAUUGGGCCCUGUCUGGCAUUUUUGGAAGAAAAGCACAAGAGACCUGCUAUGCGCCUGCUGUGGCAAGCUCGAGCCCCCUCACGAACGUAUGGGCCGGAGGUGCUGGACCUCGUUCAUCGGCUUGAUCCUGGUCCGACGGUUGUAGAUACGGAUAAAUGUGGGCGGCGGAUUGAUUUGGUUCCCAUGAUUGCGGACAUAUAUCAUGAGUCACAAGCAGAAAUGGUAUGCGUUAUCAGUAAUCAGCGGUUGACAGAAGAAAUAUUGUAUCGAUUGAAAAGCCGGGGCAUAGCGGCGAUGGGGCCUUUAUUUGAUUCAUGA